AUGGGCGACAAGGCUCCCCUCGACUCGGAAAACCAGCAAACACCACUGGGCUUUGUAGAAAACGUUGAUUUCAUCGGAUUCGAUGACUCGGAUCAGGAAGCUGGCCCAGCCAACCAACAGGGCGCCUCAGCGAAAUCCAAGAAGGAUAAGAAAGCGCAGCCUCGGGGGACUAAGCGAAAGCUGGGCGCAGUCGUCACCGAGGAACAGGCCGAUGCCGUCCGCAAGAAAAAAGGACUGAUUAUCACGCCGUGGUUCGAUCGGCUAUUGUGGAAGGGCCGCAACGUGCAACAGAUGCUGACUGCCGAGAUCGGCUCGUUCGUCGCAUAUAUCCAACCUACUUACGAAGAGCAUGAGCUCAGACAGAUGAUCAUCCAAUUGAUCAGAGACACCGUCCAAUCGAGAUGGCCCGACGCCGAUGUCGAGCCCUUUGGAUCCUUUGGGACCAAACUCUAUCUUCCGGCUGGAGAUAUUGAUCUAGUCAUUAUUUCCACCCAAAUGAUGAACGAACAAAAAUCGCGGAUCUUAUACAAGUUGGCGCCAUUGAUCAGGGAGAACAAUAUCGGACAAGACGUGGUGGUGAUAGCCAAGGCGAAGGUGCCGAUCAUCAAGUUCAAGACGAUCUUUGGGAACAUCAAUGUAGAUAUCAGCAUCAACCAGACCAACGGGAUCAUCGCCAUGAAGAAGGUCAACGAGCUUCUAGACGAUGUCAAGUGCUUGAGCAUCGACUUCGCGUCGCGCUCUGCUCGCCACCGCCGGGACCUCGACGAGCCCUCCUCCUCAUCCCGGAAAGGAAGAAACGACUCCCGCCGUCAACCUCGCGCCUCCUCCCUAGAUCUCUCCGAAGACGAGAAGGCCGUCUCGCGCGUCGUCGAGGAAUUGGGCGCCGCUAAAUGCUUGAUCCUCGUCGUCAAGUCUGUCCUCAAACAGCGUGGGAUGAAUGAGGUGUAUACCGGCGGCUUGGGCUCUUACAGUAUCAUCUGCUUGGUCGUCUCCUUCUUACAGUUACAUCCCAAAAUCCAGAGAGGGGAUAUCGAUCCUAACAAGAACUUGGGUGUGCUCUUGUUAGAGUUCUUUGAGCUCUAUGGCAAACAUUUCAAUUUCGACCAAACCGGCAUCAGCGUUCGCAAAGGUGGUUUUUAUUUCAGUAAAGCACAUCGAGGCUGGCAACGAGAACGGCAGCCAUACUUACUCAGCAUCGAAGACCCAGCCGAUGAAAGUAAUGACAUCGCGGGUGGUUCACAUAACAUUCUCAGCGUUCGCACAGUGUUCGCUGGUGCUUUUGAUCUGCUUAGUGCCACACUCUACCACCGACAUUCAAUCCAGUCAUCACGAGACGCCGCGUUCGACGACUGCCCAUCCCGCCCACUCCUUUCGGUGCCUGUUCCCAAACAGCAACAACAACAAUCGACGGACGAUGAUCGGCCGGAGGGAUCGACAGACCCCAUGGCCGAAAGUCUCUUGGGGGAAAUCAUGGGCGUCACCAAAGAACUGGUCGAGAACCGGAAAAAAAACUUGAAACUUUUCCACAGUGGUACCUUACAGAGAUUAUUGAAGUUACCUCCCCCUCCACCUGCUGGAUCGGCCGAAUCAUCGUCGAGAAUGAAGACGAAUGAUGCUUCACGAACCGCAGGGGAUCGUAGUAAUCAGCAGCGCUCGUCACAAGCAGUCAAUGCCGAAUCCAGAAGUGACCGCCGGAGUCGAAGCUCUUCACCUGUGGCGCUUGAUCAACCAACACGUGAACGGCGGAAGGCGGAUGAUGUGAAGCGAGACGGGCGUGAUGCUCGAAGAGGAGACGAUCGUGACACCCGAAGACCAGCCGAUCGUGAUUCUCGACGACCAGCUGAUCGUGCUCCUCGCCGGCCAGACGAUCGUGAGACUCGACGACCAGACGAUCGCGAUCCACGCCGACGAGCGCAUGCCGGGCAGGAUUCCAACCGAGAAACGCCGAAGGUAGAUACUCCAGGGGCACAAUCACGUCGGCAGCUCGUCCGAUAUGACGACGGGGUCGUUGACUCUCCCUCGGUGAAAGUAGAUGAUCGUGAUUCUCGACGGGGUGAUCAGCGCUACCCUACCCGAGGAACGCGUGCUGACCCAAAUCCAAGCCGAGAAGCGCCAAGGGCAGAUCAUCCAGCCAGCCAAUCACGUCGGCAGCCCGGCCGAGCCGACGACAGGCCUGUCCCUUCCCCGCGGGAAGCCAAGAAAAAAGCCGACAAGAAGGGCAAACGCAAGGCGUCGGCCCGCAACUCGCCUCCACCGUUGUGGGUUGAAGAUGUUGAGCCGAGCGAGGUGGAGGUCCUGAAGCGAUUCCCAGCGCAGACUCCAAGCUCGACCAAACCCGGCGAAGAAGCUGCGGUCCUCCCAAGCGAUGAUCUCCAGUCACCGAUUCCGGCCCCUCGAGCCCGCCGGCCGUCUUCCACCCCCAGCAUCGAGAUCGCCGAGCCGGUCCGGAAGAAUGGUACCAAUGGCCUAGCCGACCAGGACCAUGAGCUGGUGGACUCCAAGUAUCGCGCCAUCUCCGCCCCCUCCCAGUCCCACAAACAAAUGGCUACCUCCCUCCGGGACAGGAUCACCUCGCCACCCCGCCCCUCCUCCUCCUCUUUGCUUUUGGACGAGCAGUCUCUUCUGGCCCAUCAUCAAGCUCGUGGUCUGGCUUAUUUCGUCGACGACGAUUCGGACUCUCAGUUCUCUGAGCCCGGCCAGAUAGGCACAUAA
Puccinia triticina is the source of this 2712-nucleotide messenger RNA. RefSeq lists its product as uncharacterized. Gene Ontology annotation, molecular function: mRNA binding; poly(A) RNA polymerase activity. Gene Ontology annotation, cellular component: TRAMP complex; nucleolus. The transcript is spliced from 7 exons. The record is from RefSeq and is a predicted model, not a curated record. NCBI's taxonomy places the organism in Eukaryota, Fungi, Basidiomycota, Pucciniomycetes, Pucciniales, Pucciniaceae. Gene Ontology annotation, biological process: RNA 3'-end processing. Bases 1 to 2712 code for a protein of 903 amino acids.